UAUUUUUGAAGUGAAUAUUUUGUAUUCGAAUCCUUUCAUCGGAAAUUUGGGGCAUAAUUUAACACCUGUAAUUUACGAACGACAACCCAAAAAUAUGGCCGACGAAACAGAUGUCCCUCCCUUGGAGGACAUGUCUGAUAUGUUACAGAAAGUUCAGAUAAUAAAAGAAAAAAGAACAAGGACAUCUUCACAGAACCAUCGUAAGGAAGAAAAGAAAACCGUUUCAAAUGGACACUGUACAGUAUCAGACAAAAACAUAGCUCCUGCCAAUAAACCAGCACAAAUCCAAUCAAAACCUGAAAACACAGAACCAAAACCAAACCCAAAACCAUCAGCAGCAGUUUCACAAUCAUCCUCUGGCUUUGGAGGAAUGAAAAAAGGGUUUAUGUUUGGUGGAGGCUCAUCACAACCCAAACCAUCACAAGAAAAAACAAAGAAAGCAUCUGUACCCUAUGUAAAGAAAAAUGAGGAAUCAUUAAAACUUGAUGAAGUACAGCAAGCUAUGAGUGAUACCAUAACAAGCAAGAAAGAUGAAUGGAUGACAGACGAUUUACUAAGUAAGGUAGAAAAAAAUGAAACACUUCUAAAGAAACUACAAGAUCCUAGAUUUAUGGAGGCAGUAAAUAUGUUUCAAACAAACCCUACUGCUGCUAUGGAAAGAUAUAAGAAUGAUAAGGAAACACAAGAAGCAUUUAUGCAGUUUUGUGGACUUAUGGGAAAUCAUUUCACAAACAUUGCUGACAAAGAUGGCGGUAAAACAGAAGAGAAGACACCACCACCACAAAAACCAUCACCAAAGAUAAUAGAGGAAAUAGAUCCUACAGACAGUAAUAUAUAUAACCCUACAAACCCUCCGUCUGCUUCACAAAGGGGGACAAUCCUUACAAGACAGUCACAAGGUGGCGCUGACAUGUCUGUCAGAAGUUCAACCAAUCCAAAACAAGCUACUGCAGAAGAUGAGAAUAAAAUGCAAGAUAUUUUAUCUCAACCAGAUGUGAUGGACGUUCUAAUGGAUCCUUGGAUACAAAAUCUAUUUCAUGUUUUAAGAAAUGACCCAGGGAGUGGACAAAGGAUGUUAUUAGAUGCUGACGGUGAGAAGAAAAAGAAAAUAAAGAAACUUGUUGAUGUUGGAAUGUUGCAGUUUCAGACAUAAAGUGAUGCAACCCAAAUUUUAAACAUUCCAUAGACUAUUCUAUACUGAGACAAAUUGUUAUGAAAUCCAUAAAAAGCAAUUUAUGAGGGGAAAAUUUAUACAUGGACAGUAUUCCUAAAUAUUAACAAAAUGAUUCAUGAAGAAGUGUGUAAAACAGCAUUUAUUAAAACAAUACACAUUUUAUGCAUUUCAUGUUAAUUAAUUUAUGUAAACACAUUUUUAAUGAGUUGUACAUUGUAUUAAAUAUUUUAACAAU
This is a messenger RNA of Mytilus trossulus (common blue mussel), 1409 nucleotides long. RefSeq lists its product as uncharacterized. The record is from RefSeq and is a predicted model, not a curated record. The coding region runs from base 95 to 1153 and encodes 352 amino acids. NCBI's taxonomy places the organism in Eukaryota, Metazoa, Mollusca, Bivalvia, Mytilida, Mytilidae. The transcript has 6 exons.